AUGGGAAAGAUACCAUGUUGUGACAAGAGUGGAGUGAAGAAAGGGGCAUGGACACCUGAGGAAGACCAAAUCUUGGUCAACUACAUCAAACGCCAUGGUCAUGGCACCUGGCGUUCUCUUCCUAAGCAUGCUGGUUUACUUCGAUGUGGAAAAAGUUGUCGGCUUCGAUGGACAAAUUAUCUUCGCCCUGGUAUUAAGCGUGGUCCCUUCUCUCAGGAAGAAGAGAACACUAUAAUCCAACUUCAUGCCAUGUUUGGUAACAGGUGGGCUGUCAUAGCAUCUCAACUUCCAGGAAGAACAGACAAUGAGAUAAAGAACUAUUGGAACACUCAUUUGAAGAAGCGUGCCAUUUGCUUGGCAGAAAAUCUCCAAGAGAACUUGCUUUUAUGUCAAUAUGAUAAUCCAAGCCAUAUCAAGGAUCAAUUAUCUAAUGUGACUCGCCACAUGAUACAAUGGGAGAGUGCUAGAGUAGAAGCUGAGCUGAGACUGUCUACGGAAUCAUCACAACUUAGCUCAUCGCCUAAUAAGAUGGCAGAUCGCUACCUCCAACUGUGGAAUUCAGACAUUGGAAAAUCGUUUCGCGAGAUCAAACCAAAAGAUGGAGACAUGUACCAAAGCAAUGAACCUGAAAUAACUUCCACUGCGAAAUUCGGGUCAAGUUCUAGUGUUCCUAUACAAGCAGGAAACAUAAAGAACAGCAACUCAACUAAUAUAAUUCAACAAGAAAGAGAUGGCUAUAAACCGAUCACCGAUUCGAACUCGUCCAGCCUUUGUGACUUUUCUGAUUUUACUAGUACGGUUUCAGAUAUGCUGCUAGAUUCCCCAGUUGGCUAUGAUUUGGAUUUCUUUCAAGAAAAUGAAGAUGGUUUUGCCAUCUCCCUUGACAGAUCACCUGAUAACCCUCUUUUGUUUUAGUUCAUUAGGCUAUCUUCUGUGCUAGAUAAUUAACUUUCAUUACUUACAUAUUAGGGAACUUAGGAAAUAUAUGUUUAGGUUACUAAAAGUAAUACAAGAACUUCUAAAUUUCUAAUGUUUAGAAGUCUGUUAAAUGAAGUUCUUUCUUGCUGUGUGUUUUAGUUUCGCCAUGAAAUGAACUAAAUAGAAAAUAUUUACUUCAGAAGAAAUUUCAUCAGAGUAUAAGGUUUCUAUACAUCUACAUACAUAUGUAUAUUUAUACGCAGAACUUUUUACUCAAUAUAUUGUUAAUUUUCUAUGAAAGAAGGGAGAGGAAGGGGGGGUUCACAAGAAAAAACCAUUUUAGCAGGAUAGAAUUGUUUAUAAUAAUAAAUUCAAUGUGAAUGUAACAAAUUCUAGAUCUUGAACAUCAUAACUUUCACAAGUUCAAUAACUACAAUGAAAAAACGUCAUCUUUCACAAAUAAAUUACACUUUUUUUUCCCCCCAAA
Humulus lupulus (European hop) is the source of this 1405-nucleotide messenger RNA. RefSeq names its product transcription factor MYB17-like. The transcript is spliced from 3 exons. NCBI's taxonomy places the organism in Eukaryota, Viridiplantae, Streptophyta, Magnoliopsida, Rosales, Cannabaceae. Bases 1 to 915 code for a protein of 304 amino acids. The record is from RefSeq and is a predicted model, not a curated record.